This is a messenger RNA of Meriones unguiculatus (Mongolian gerbil), 4456 nucleotides long. It is a transcript of the gene Ptch2, whose product is annotated as patched 2. The transcript is spliced from 22 exons. Bases 333 to 3881 code for a protein of 1182 amino acids. The record is from RefSeq and is a predicted model, not a curated record. NCBI's taxonomy places the organism in Eukaryota, Metazoa, Chordata, Mammalia, Rodentia, Muridae. Gene Ontology annotation, biological process: smoothened signaling pathway. Gene Ontology annotation, cellular component: plasma membrane. Gene Ontology annotation, molecular function: hedgehog receptor activity; hedgehog family protein binding; smoothened binding.
GCAGCAGGGCGGCGGGUAAUUUGCGUCCCCCUCAGCCAAUGGGAGGGCGUCGCCCCGGCCAGCUACUUUUUCUGAGGCUCCUGCUGCUUCCCGAGAGCCACAGUUGCCACCUUGAGCUGUGAGGCGCUUCUCAGCCGGCCGGUCCCACCCACACGCGGAGCACAGACCCAGCAGGGCUCGGCGCCACCACCCCGCACCGCCGCUCCCCGCUGCUUCUCUGCGUCUGCACCCGUGUCUCACCCACGACCCGACGGCACAAGGGGCCACGGUAGCCAAUGGAAGCGCUCAGAUAACGCAGGUCGGGGGCGCUCGCGCCCCCCAUCCUCGCUAGCAUGGUUCGGCCGCUGUCCCUUGGAGAGCUGCCUCCAAGCUACACACCUCCAGCUCGGGCCUCAGCACCUCAGAUCCUAGCUGGGAGCCUGCAGGCUCCUCUCUGGCUUCGUGCUUACUUCCAAGGCCUGCUCUUCUCCCUGGGGUGCAAGAUCCAGAGACACUGUGGCAAAGUGCUCUUCCUGGGACUGGUGGCCUUUGGGGCUCUAGCACUGGGUCUCCGAGUGGCCAUUAUUGAGACAGACCUGGAACAGCUCUGGGUAGAAGUGGACAGCCGGGUGAGCCAAGAGCUGCAUUACACCAAAGAGAAGCUGGGGGAGGAGGCUGCCUACACGUCCCAGAUGCUGAUUCAGACUGCACGCCGGGAGGGGGAAAACGUCCUCACCUCCGAGGCCCUCAGCCUUCACCUUCAGGCAGCACUCGCAGCCAGUAAAGUAACAGUGUCACUUUAUGGGAAGUCCUGGGAUUUGAACAAAAUCUGCUACAAAUCAGGGGUUCCCCUUAUUGAAAAUGGAAUGAUUGAGCGGAUGAUUGAGAAGCUGUUCCCGUGUGUGAUCCUCACCCCCCUUGACUGCUUCUGGGAGGGAGCCAAACUCCAGGGGGGCUCCGCCUACCUGCCGGGCCGCCCCGAUAUCCAGUGGACCAACCUGGACCCCCAGCAGCUGCUGGAGGAGCUGGGCCCCUUCGCCUCCCUGGAGGGCUUCCGGGAGCUGCUCGACAAGGCACAGGUGGGCCAGGCCUAUGUGGGACGACCCUGCCUGGACCCCGGUGACCAGCACUGCCCACCUAGUGCCCCUAACCAUCUCAGCAGGCAGGCCCCCAAUGUGGCCCGAGAACUGAGUGGGGGCUGCCACGGCUUCUCCCACAAGUUCAUGCACUGGCAAGAGGAACUGCUCCUGGGAGGCACAGCCAGAGAUCUCCAAGGACAGCUGCUGAGGGCCGAGGCCUUGCAGAGCACCUUCCUGCUGAUGAGUCCCCGGCAGCUGUAUGAGCACUUCCGGGGCGACUACCAGACACAUGACAUCGGCUGGAGCGAGGAGCAGGCCGGCGCGGUGCUGCAGGCCUGGCAGAGGCGCUUUGUGCAGCUAGCCCAGGAGGCUCUGCCUGCCAACGCCUCGCAGAAGAUCCACGCCUUCUCCUCCACCACCCUGGAGGACAUACUGCGCCAGUUCUCUGAAGUCAGCGGGGCCCGCGUGGCAGGCGGCUAUCUGCUCAUGCUGGCCUACGCCUGCCUAACCCUGCUCCGGUGGGACUGCUCCCAGUCCCAGGGCGCCGUGGGUCUCGCCGGGGUGUUGUUGGUGGCCCUGGCAGUGGCCUCAGGCCUUGGGCUUUGUGCCCUUCUUGGCAUCACUUUCAAUGCUGCGACCACUCAGGUGCUGCCCUUCCUGGCUCUGGGCAUCGGCGUGGAUGACAUUUUCCUGCUGGCUCAUGCCUUUACAAAGGUCCCACCUGACACCCCUCUCCCAGAGCGGAUGGGCGAGUGCCUGAGACGCACAGGCACCAGUGUGGCGCUCACCUCCAUCAACAACAUGGUUGCCUUCUUCAUGGCUGUCCUGGUUCCCAUCCCGGCCCUGCGGGCUUUCUCCCUGCAGGCAGCCAUAGUGGUGGGCUGCAACCUGGCAGCAGUCCUGCUUCUCUUCCCUGCCAUCCUCAGCCUCGACCUGCGCCGGCGCCACCGCCAGCGCCUCGACAUUCUCUGCUGCUUUUCCAGCCCCUGCUCUGCUCAGGUCAUUCAGAUGCUGCCCCAAGAGCUAGGAGACAGAGCAGUACCGGUGGGCACUGCCCACCUGACUGCCACCGUGCAGGCAUUUACCCACUGCGAAGCCAGCAGCCAGCACGUCGUCACCAUUUUGCCUCCUCAAGCCCACCUGCUGUCUCCGACUUCUGACCCACUGGGCUCUGAACUCUACAGCCCUGGAGGGUCCACACGGGACCUUCUAGGCCAAGAGGACGGGACAGGGACAACAGUGGCCUGCAGGUCCCUGCUCUGUGCCCACUGGACUCUUGCCCAUUUUGCCCGCUAUCAGUUUGCGCCCUUACUGCUCCAGACACAAGCCAAGGCCCUGGUGCUUCUCUUCUUCGGGGCACUUUUAGGCCUGAGUCUCUAUGGAGCCACCUUGGUGCAAGACGGGCUGGCCUUGACAGAUGUGGUACCUCGGGGCACCAAGGAACAUGCCUUCCUGAGCGCCCAGCUCAGGUACUUCUCCCUGUACGAGGUGGCCCUGGUGACACAGGGUGGCUUUGACUACGCCCACUCCCAACGCGCCCUCUUUGAUCUGCACCAGCGCUUCAGUUCCCUCAAGGCUGUGCUGCCCCCCCCUGCCACCCAGGCACCCCGCACCUGGCUGCAUUACUACCGCAGCUGGCUACAAGGUAUCCAGGCUGCGUUUGACCAGGACUGGGCUUCUGGACGUAUUACCCGCCACUCUUACCGCAAUGGCUCUGAAGAUGGCGCCCUGGCCUACAAGCUGCUCAUCCAAACCGGGAAUGCCCAGGAGCCUCUGGAUUUCAACCAGCUGACCACAAGGAAACUGGUGGACAAGGAGGGACUGAUCCCACCAGAACUCUUCUACGUGGGGCUGACUGUGUGGGUGAGCAGUGACCCCCUGGGCCUAGCAGCCUCCCAGGCCAACUUCUACCCCCCACCUCCCGAAUGGCUGCACGACAAAUACGAUGCCACUGGGGAGAACCUUCGCAUCCCUGCAGCCCAGCCUUUGGAGUUUGCCCAGUUCCCCUUCCUGCUGCAUGGACUCCAGAAGACUGCAGACUUCGUAGAAGCCAUCGAAGGGGCCCGGGCAGCAUGCACUGAGGCCGGCCAGGCGGGGGUGCACGCCUACCCCAGCGGCUCCCCCUUCCUCUUCUGGGAGCAGUAUCUGGGUCUUCGGCGCUGCUUCCUGUUGGCGGUCUGCGUCUUGCUCGUGUGCACCUUCCUUGUCUGUGCUGUGCUGCUGCUCAGCCCGUGGACGGCUGGCCUCAUAGUGCUGGUCCUGUCCAUGAUGACUGUGGAGCUCUUUGGUAUCAUGGGAUUCCUGGGCAUCAAGCUGAGUGCCAUCCCCGUGGUGAUCCUUGUGGCCUCUGUAGGCAUUGGUGUUGAAUUCACAGUCCACGUUGCACUGGGCUUCCUGACCAGCCAGGGUAGCCGGAACCUGCGGGCAGCUCGAGCUCUAGAGCAAACACUCGCCCCUGUGACGGAUGGCGCUGUCUCCACGUUGCUGGGUCUGCUCAUGCUUGCUGGCUCCAGCUUUGACUUCAUCAUAAGGUACUUCUUUGUGGUGCUGACAGUGCUGACCCUCUUGGGCCUGCUCCAUGGACUCCUGCUGCUGCCCGUACUGCUCUCCAUCCUAGGCCCCCCACCACAGGUGGUUCAGAUGUACAAGGAGAGCCCACAGGCCCUACACCCUGCGGCUCCACAGGGAGGCGGGCUCAGGUGGAGCAUGCCUCCCACCCUGCCCCAGAGUUUUGCCAGAGUGACUACCUCUAUGACUGUGGCCCUUCACCCACCACCACUGCCUGGAGCCUACGCCCACCCAGCCUCCGAUGAGCCCACGUAGGCUCCGGCCGCCACCCCAGCUGCCAACAGCUCCUGGCAACCUCGGUUCUGGAGGACUGGGUCUAGCCACUGCGUGAAAGAGCAUCGGAAUCACAGAGACACCACAGGGCCAUAUGAAGCCGCUGGGAAGCAGUGGUGGGGUGUGAAAUGCAGGGUGGCCCCUCGGAGGGGCCUCAUGCUGCUGCCUGCAUCUCCUCCCCUGACUCCACUGCAAACCUAUCUGACACCCAAAGAGAACAGCUACUGCUUGGCCAAGAGCGUCCUAGCACGGAGGGCUCAUGGGAGCUCAUGUCUGUAUCCAGUCUGGGGAGGAAGACUGCAUUCCGCCUGCAGUGCAGCCCUGUCCCCUUCCGCCCCGCACUGUCACCUCAGCAGACCAAGCCUGAGGGUCCUUAGCACAUUCUCCCUUUCCUGGCCCUUCAUUGCUUGGUGACUCCGAGGAGGCCCUCUGCCCUCCACACCGCCUACCAUAUAAAUUAUUUAUGUGAAGAGGUUUAUUUUUGUAUAUAGAUGCUAUUACUGCUGAAAGUUUUAUUUUUAAAGAGUGAAAUAUAUUCUAUACAAACUCAUUUCAAA